AAAAGCAGAGCCAUGCAGCUGGGGAAGCUGUUGAGAUCGGGCCAUGGCUACAGCUUGGGUUCUGCUGCUGGUGACUGUGGUGCUGGGCUUGGCCAGAGCAGGCCCUGUCCCCACUUCCAAACCCACCACCACCAGGAGGGGCUGCCACAUAGGCAGGUUCCAAUCCCUGUCGCCGCGGGAACUGGAAGCCUUCAAGAAGGCCAAGGAUGCCUUGGAAGAGUCACUGUCGCUGAAGAACUGGAACUGCAGCUCUCGCCUCUUCCCCAGGACCAGGGACCCGAGACACCUGCAGGCGUGGAAGCGCCCUGUGGCCUUGGAGGCUGAAGUAGGCUUGACAGUGAAGGUCCUGGGGACCUCGGCGGAUUCACCCUUAGGGGUGGUCCUGGGCCAGCCGCUUCACAUGCUGCGCCACAUCCACUCUGAGCUCCAGGCUUGUGUCCCGGCUCAACCCACACCAAGAUCCAAGGCCGCAGGGUCGCUCCACCACUGGCUGCGCGGGCUCCAGGAAGCCCCGAGGAAGGAGUCCCAGGGCCGCCUCGAGGCCUCUGUCACGUGCAACGUCUUCCGCCUCCUCACUCGGGACCUAACAUGCGUUGCCAGUGGAGACCUGCGCCUCUGGUAGCAGGGACCCACCCCAACCCAGCCCACCUGGGAGCCACUUUAUUUAUGCGCCCAGCCCCACCUCUGUCUUAAGUUAUCUCCUCGAACCCCUUAUUUAUGGAGCUGCAGCCCUGAUCUGUACUCAUAAGAAAUAUUUUUUUUCUACUUUUGAACAAAACUGCAUGUGUAAAUAAACAGUGAAGAACUAGGGGAAAAAAGAGAUUUAGGAGAUUGAGAGAUGAGAGGAACACAUCAGACAACAGCAAAGGCUGCAAUAUGCAAAACGUAGACGCUGGUAAAAUAUAAAGAAUCAACAAUCCAGUUUCUUCAACAAAUAGAUUUCAAGGAAAAAAAACAGAGAAAGAUGGGCCUCUGCCCUAUAGGGACAUCCUUUAGGGUAAAGGUGAUUUAAAGAUCCAUCCACUGACUGCAAUGUGGAGACCUUAUUUGGACCCUGUUGCAAACACAGUUAUUUUAAAAACAUGGAUUUUUAAGACAAGUGGACAUUGGAACACUGACUAGGUAUCUGCUGCUACGGAGUAAUUGUUAUAAAAAUGUAGAUGUGAUCACGGGAUUGUGUUUUAAAAGCCUUUGCCUUGUAGACAGAUGUACUGAAAUGUUCACAAAUGAGAGAGAUGUCUGGAAUUUGCUUUAGGAGUUAGGGGAGUGAAAGGACAGAGUUUGGCCACAAGCUGCUAACUGGUGAACCACUGAAGCUGGGUUCAGUGUUCAUUCUACUUCUUUUAUAAAUAAAAAGGAUUUUUAAAUGAGCAAACAGAAAAAAUAUGGUUUAAGCAAUAGUUUCUCUCCCACAUAAAAGCUCUGGAGGCAGGCAGAGCAGGCCGGACAAUGGCAGCACCCCCAGAAUCAGGACCCCGCCCCUUCCAGCUCCUGCACCGCCCUCCUCUUUACUUGGCCGCCUCUACGGUCUCACCCAGCUGCUCCACUCCAGCCAGGAAAGAGAAUCGGGGUGGAAGACAGGCUCCUUUCUUUGAAAAGACAAGUCUUAGAAGCCGCACAAAGCCCUUUUCCAUCCCAGAGACCAGAGAUAUGAGCCUGUCUAUAAGAGAGGCUGGGAAAGCAAUCUAUUCUGGAUGACCAUAUGGCCAAAGAAAAUUGGGGCUUCUGUUACUAAGGGAGAAGUGGUGAGUAGAGAUGGGGGUAGAUUCGCAGUCUGCCACAGCUCCUGUCCCUCUCUGAUUGGUAAUCAGGUGUGGAGAGCACCAGAGAGAAGGGAGCAGGCAGCAGGGCUAAUACCGUACAACUGCUGGGCCUGAUGAUGUUUAAAUAUGCUUGUCAUUUACACAUACAAAUUCAGCAAUCUGGUCUGAUGUCACCUCUGCUUUGGAUGCAGGAGUGAGUGUCUGGCUUCUUUGCUCUCCCAGGCUGUUCAUCUCUAGGAAGCUGCUGUUCCUGGCAGAGCACUUCCUACGCUGUAGGCAAAAAACAAACCCAGCACCUGCACCUUGGGCUGGCCCAAAGCCUGGAUAUUUGUUCAGCCAGUACAUGAAGUGGAGAAACCUCAGUCUCUUCCCCGACAGCUAAGUCAUCUAGUGGGUGGCCAACCCAGCAGCGGUAGGCAUUGGGCACAGAGGCCCUGCUGGUGCCCGAAGCCAGGAUGUCCCAACUAUAGGUACUCUU
This is a messenger RNA of Manis pentadactyla (Chinese pangolin), 2241 nucleotides long. RefSeq names its product interferon lambda-1-like. Bases 44 to 622 code for a protein of 192 amino acids. Gene Ontology annotation, biological process: defense response to virus; positive regulation of immune response; innate immune response. Gene Ontology annotation, molecular function: cytokine activity. The transcript has a single exon. NCBI's taxonomy places the organism in Eukaryota, Metazoa, Chordata, Mammalia, Pholidota, Manidae. The record is from RefSeq and is a predicted model, not a curated record.